Molecule: messenger RNA, 695 nt
Organism: Prorocentrum cordatum
Lineage: Eukaryota; Dinophyceae; Prorocentrales; Prorocentraceae
Source: the annotation of a GenBank genome assembly
CCUCCUUCAACGCUUCAGGCCUCCGACAUGAGGCGGGAGUCUCUACAGGUAAAAUUGCAUUAGAAGCAUCGCGGGUUGGCGGGGCUCGCGUUAAGGAACGUGCCCAGGAGGCUUCAGACCCUGGAGAACUCCUUGUCUGAUGAGGGCGGCGGUGAUAUCCAGGGCCAACCCUCUGGUUGGUGUUCCACCAGUUUUUUCAGACCUUGGAUUCCUUAUCCAAUGGUUCCUUGUCUAAUGUCGCCAUCGUGUCGAACAAGGGCUACGCGAAGGUACCUGUCGGUGCAUUGGCUGUGCCGCCCGAGGAAGCGAGGGUACGCUGGGCUACUGCGCCGAGGAACGUGCAGGCGGGCCUUGGCUGGGAUCGUGUUCCUGGGCCGCCUGUGCGCGCGGCUGCGGCCGCUGCUGGCCCCACAACCGCCAGUGCCGCAGCCUGUUUCGGCGGGCAUGAGGCCUGUCGGGGUUGCGGGCGCCGCAGCGGAGACGGACUCGGAGCAGGUGGCCUUCGGCGCUGGGCUGCCCCGCGGUGCCGCCGUGGUAGCGGCGGCUGGCUUCGCCGAUAGGGCGGAGGCCGAGCGGCGCGGGCGAGACGCCAUGGCGCGGCGUGCGGCCCAGGCGCGGCGUUGCCGCUGAUAAUUGUAUGCUUGCGAAUGAUUGUUCCUUUAUGUUUGUGCCGGUCAACGGAAUUUCCGCCACCG